Molecule: messenger RNA, 1338 nt
Organism: Diatraea saccharalis (sugarcane borer)
Lineage: Eukaryota; Metazoa; Arthropoda; Insecta; Lepidoptera; Crambidae
Source: the annotation of a GenBank genome assembly
AUGGAGCGAGCUCAAGCUUUUACAGUGGAAACCUUUAUAGAGAAUUGGAAUGGAGAUUUCACUAAUUAUGCACUUACGGCUGCAGACUUCAAGAAGCCGCAUGCGUUAAUGGGUGCUUUGUUUCAAGUAUUCGACCGCCUUGGAAUUGAUAGAGAUGCAGUGUUGUCUCCUCCACCUGAGGAAGCUCGUAAUGAGCACAUAAUUUACUAUUGGGAUCUCCUUCCUGUUGUAAACAUGACUCGGGUCAUUAACCAUCUUGUGUCGGUGAUGCCGCAAGUUGAUGCAACUAUCAGUGUCACACACUUCCUUCAGCCGACAACCACUACAUCACACUCUAUACUGUUAUUACUGUUUAAUUUAAUGGUGUUCAAUGAAGAACGUCUGAGGGAAAUUGCACCUAAUGAAGAGGAAUUGUUUGCCAAAACUGAUGAGGUGAAAGCAUUGGAAGAUCGUAAAAACAGACUCUUAGAGAUGUUAAAUGAGCAAGCUGAGGAGAAAGGAAAACGUGCAGAGAGACUGGAGAAGUUGGAUGAAGAGAUGAAACAGUUGGAAGAAGAACUGAAACAAGAAAAAGAUGCUCAUGAUGAGGAGAGGCUUGAACUGGAUCCAAUCUUAAAGGAGAACCAUCAAUUAGAAGUAGUUUUAGAACAAAAGAAAGCACUCAAAGAAGCUCUGAUUGCUGAAGUUGAACGAAAGCAAGCGUUAAGGGUCUAUGAUGCAGGCGAUAUCAAGGCACAGGCUGAGCAAGCUGCUCAAAAUGUACAAGAAGCAGAGGAGAAGUUGAAUUCACUCAGAGCUUUACUCAUGGAGAAAGAGAAUAGCUUGAAGAACUUACAGACAAUUAAGCCCAGUUUGGAUACUGCCUAUAAUCUUUUGAGGGAAAUUAUGAAAUUGUCUGUAAGUUUAAAAGAUUGUGAGUCAGGAGAUUUAGAUUCGGACAGCAAAGAGGGCCAGUUGGGUGUUCUUAACACGGAGAUGUCAGAAUUAGAAGCGCAGCUGGCUGAGAUUCAGACGGCUAAGUCCGCUGCACGCGUCAAACGACAAGACGCUCACGAUCGUAGGGUACAUGAACUCACUUCUGCACAAACUGCUUUGAAAGAUGCUGAAGACAAGGAUAAAAAAUGCCAGGAUCGAUGUAAGAAAGCCAUUCAACGAACAGAGGAAAUUAAACAAAUAACCACUAAGUAUGAACAAGAAAAGAACAUGGGUAUGGAAGAGUUAGCUAAGAUACAAAACGACUUCACUAAUGAGCUGAAAACAGUGGAAGAUGCUUUACUGAAGAAGGCGAUGGAAGCCGAAAAAAGGAUAGAAGAUAAAUUAAGAAAUCGAAACUUGUGA